AUGGGCGCGGCGACAGCUAACAGCACGCUCAGGUAUGGAUUAACCGUAGAGACACCGAGGUCACCGUCCUACGACACGACAUUGCUAUGGCGAAGGGAUUUAGCCAAGCGGUUACGGCGUCGUUCCAGACCCACGCCGAUCCCAGCUAGACAUCCCAAGGCUGCCGUCAUAGACAGAACUACCGAGAAACGAAAGUCGCUGCAGGAAACUACCAAGGAGGUAAAUAAACCAAUUAUUAAAGCUCAGUCCGUCAGAUCACAUGCGAGCAGUCGCACUGUGAUAGAAGCGCAGCUGUCUCAGGCGGAGCUCGAGGCCAGCGAACGGCUAGCGGAGAUAUCCCGGAGGGAGUUGCAGCUAGAAGCGGACAUGGUACGUAAACGGCUAGACGCCAGAAAACUGCAGAUCCGCGCUAAUGCGGAUAGCGCAGACGAGCACGAAUCUGCUGGUAGCGUGCGGAAUUCGAAUCAAGAUCGAUUAGACGAAUGGCUAGAGAACUCGCGAGACGCGACGUCAAAACCCAUUUGUAAGAGGUUAACCGACGAACCUCUACCCAAGUACGAGACUCCGAGACGACCUGCGCAGGCGGAGCGGCAUAUUCGAGGCCUCUCACCGGACCGCCAGCGACGCAGGCGAUCGACGACGCCGCCGGCGCGUCGCGAGCGAUCGACGUCGCCACAGCUGGACGCGCGUACUCCGCACACGGCGCACACGCGCGCCACCGAAGGUACUGUAGCAGAGUCCAUGCUGCACCUGUUCGAGAGGAUGCAGAUGGCGGCCCGUCCAGCCCCGAAAGAUAUAUUCGAGCUGCCGCAUUUCUACGGAGACGUCAGCGAGUGGAGAAGUUUCUACAAUACCUACGCAGAGACAUCGAAGCGGUAUAAGUUUACUGACUACGAGAACGUGGCGCGGCUCAGGAUGGCUUUACGCGGGGACGCAAAGACGUGUGUGUCUCACGUGUUAUCGACAGCCACCAGACCCGAUAUGAUCGUGAGAAUACUGAAAAAGCAGUUUGGACGCAGCGAGGGAACGGCGCAUAUCUUCGCUUUCCUUGACGAUGGAUCCACCUUGUCAAUGAUCGACCAGGACGUCGCGGACGAGAUCGGCGCGGUCGGUCAAGACGAGCCGCUAUGCAUAAGAGGUAUUCAGCGGUUGAAACUUAGCUCAGUGACACAGACGGUCAAGGCUAAAGUAAGCCCCGCUCGUGGCGGCUUGACAUACGAUAUAUCCCUAAAAACAGUAGACGGACUAGGGAUACGCUCGCAGUCAUUAAAUAAGAAGCGUCUAUUGGAAUACGAACAUCUGGCGGACUUGGGCGACGAGUGCUACACGGGCAUGGGCGUGCCGCAGAUGUUAAUAGGCGGAGACUUCAGUCAUCUUAUAAACCCGACGGAGGUGAGGCAGGGCGGCGAGGACGAGCCGUGCGCAGUUAAAACCUCGUUAGGAUGGGUUUUCUUCGGGCGAAUGCCGAGGUAUGUACCAAAUAACGAGCAGGUCGUGAUGCACUGCCACAGUGACGACAGUGAUCUCGUGGAGCAGGUCAAGAAACACUGGGCAGUCGAGGCGCUUGGCAUAACGGCAAAAGACAACAUUCGACCCGACGACCAGCGAGCGAUCGAUACAUUCGAACGAACAGUAAAAAAGGUAGGACAGAGAUACGAAGUCGGCCAACUAUGGGCUGCCGACGACAUAAAGCUGCCACCGAGUUUCAACAUGGCGAAGGCGAGAUUACGCAAUCUAGAAGCCCGCAUGUCGAGAGAUCCUGACUUCGCCAACGAGUAUCAAGCACAGAUACACAAGCUUCUGGAAAAGGGGUACGCAGAGCGCAUCAUGGAACCACCGCAGUCAGAUCGGAUGUGGUUUCUGCCCCAUUUCAGCGUCUACAAUUUAAAUAAAGGAAAGUAUCGCGCUGUAUUCGAUUGCGCCGCGAAAAGUCAGGGAUGUGCAUUGAACGAUUUCAUCCUCGCGGGACCGGAUUUACUACAGAGCCUGCUGGGGAUACUACUUCGAUUCCGUGAGUGGGAAUUCGCCGUCACCGCGGACAUACAGGAAAUGUUCCUUCAAAUACAGCUGCGAAGAGAGGAUCGGCAUAGUCAGCUCUUCAUCUGGAGGGGAUCGCGGCGUGACGUGACACCGUGGACGUACCAGCUAAACCGGGUAUGUUUCGGUAACAUCUCUUCUCCUUUUCUCGCACACUCGGUGCGGAAUAGGAAUGCGACGGACAACAAGGAUCGCUAUCCGGACGCGGUCUACGAUAUCCAUAAUAAUCACUACAUGGACGAUUAUGUGGCAUCAUAUGAGACAGAACGGGAACUCAUAUCAACAGCGACACAGGUGAGACUAGCACACGCGGAGGCUAGUUUUCGGCUGCGCAGCUACGCUAGCAACAGCGAGUUGUUAAUGCGAAACAUCGAUCCGGAGGAGCGAGCGACGGGACCUUCUCAUCUCGGAGAAAAGCAACAGACCGUCCUCGGAAUGACGUGGGACCCAGAGACGGAUACGCUGGGGUACAACACGAAAAUGCUACGAGUGCCAGACGACGUGAAAAGGUACGAGCGAUCGCCCACUAAAAGGGAACUUUUGAGUGCCGUAAUGUCAGUUUACGACCCAUUAGGCCUCAUAGCGCAGUAUAUGAUAAGCGCUAAGAUCAUAUUCCAACGUGUGUGGACAAAGGGCACGGACUGGGACGAGCGGCUGCCGGCGGAGGAAGCGGAGGACUUUUUCCGGUGGCUGAGGGCACUGAGCGACGUGUCCGCGCUGCGAAUACCCCGACGAUACGCCACGCCCACCGGUGCAGUUGGAAGAGAACUGCAUAUUUUCAGUGAUGCAUCGACCGAGGCCUACAGCGCGGCGGCCUAUUGGCGAGUAUCGAACGACGAGGAGGAAACGCAAGUGAGCUUAGCUAUAGCGAAAAGCCGAGUUUGCCCGCUAAAGGUAAUGACAGUUCCCAGGCUCGAAUUAACCGCAGCAGUCGUCGGCGUGCGGCUGGCGGAGACAAUUUUACGCGAGCAGCGUUAUCCUGUGACAAAGGUGACGUAUUGGACAGAUUCCAUGGUUGUUCUCGGAUGGGUUCGCGAUGACGCGCGAAACUAUCGUCCGUACGUGUCACACCGACUUGCGGAGAUCGCCGAGAAAACAGAUAGAGACGCGUGGAGGUAUGUACCAACCGCUCAGAACCCCGCAGAUCGAGCGACGAGAUGUCAACCAGCGCAGAGCGUGCGCAUCGAGGACGAGUGGUACGAAGGACCGCGCUUUCUCUAUGGACCCGAGACAUCAUGGCCUAGUCACACAUCGAAUCGAACAGACGACCUGCCUGAGAGGAAGGCGAGGCCGUCAACCGCGACAUCACUGGCGAUCAUCUCAGCGAAGCCAGACCCUUCGAGCGUACUGCCAGACGUGAGACGAUUUAGCAGUUACGACAGACUGUUGAACGCGACAGCGAACGUCUUGCUAUUCAUCGAGAAAACGAGAACGAAGAAUAAAGCCUUGCAGCUACAAGGCUAG
Molecule: messenger RNA, 3501 nt
Organism: Leguminivora glycinivorella
Lineage: Eukaryota; Metazoa; Arthropoda; Insecta; Lepidoptera; Tortricidae
Exons: 4
Coding region: 1-3501 (1166 amino acids)
Source: RefSeq, a predicted model, not a curated record